Messenger RNA from Pungitius pungitius (ninespine stickleback), 3701 nucleotides. RefSeq names its product solute carrier family 7 member 8a (gene slc7a8a). Gene Ontology annotation, biological process: neutral amino acid transport; amino acid transmembrane transport. Bases 446 to 2020 code for a protein of 524 amino acids. The record is from RefSeq and is a predicted model, not a curated record. Lineage: Eukaryota; Metazoa; Chordata; Actinopteri; Perciformes; Gasterosteidae. The transcript is spliced from 12 exons. Gene Ontology annotation, cellular component: membrane. Gene Ontology annotation, molecular function: neutral L-amino acid transmembrane transporter activity; L-amino acid transmembrane transporter activity.
UAUGAAGAGGACCAUGGAUAACCACUAGACGCAGGUCGGGUGUGCGCGAGGCGGGACCUGAACGGCUUCUGGUUGUGCGCAGAUGAUGACUUGGUCACACCUGGAAACACGGAAACGGUGACAGCUUUUUGGUAGUUUCUGAAAUAUUUGAGACGCAUUAUUUAUUUCCUUGAGUGACUUUUAAAGCAACUGCACGGGAAUAUGCGCUUUUUUGUGGACUCGGUGCGCGUUUAGAACCGGGACCUGUGGCGCCGAAGCAGCAGCGGUGACUCAGUUGGAUGUGAGCUCGUACUCAUACCUUGAGUUUGCUGACGGCGCAACAACUUUCCUCUUCAGAUAAGCGCGGUACGUUUCUGCGGCCGGGUGGUGUAAGUGAAGGUUGAAAAAAAAACCCUCCAACAACAACAACAACAACUACAUCUACAAAAGUCCAACCGUCCACAAAAUGACGGACGGUGCACGAAAGCGCACGUCGGGCUCCGCCGGGGGGGAUGCUGCCGGCGAAAAGGACUCCGGAGGCGGGGUGGCCCUCAAGAAGGAAAUCGGUCUUGUGAGCGCCUGCGGAAUCAUUGUCGGUAACAUUAUCGGCUCGGGUAUCUUCGUCAGCCCGAAGGGAGUGAUGGAGAACGCCAGCUCGGUGGGCGUGGCCCUGAUCGUCUGGAUCGUCACGGGCGUCAUCACGGCCAUCGGGGCGCUGUGCUACGCCGAGCUGGGCGUCACCAUCCCCAAGUCGGGGGGAGACUACUCCUACGUCAAGGACAUCUUCGGGGGGCUGGCCGGGUUCCUGCGGCUGUGGAUCGCCGUUCUGGUGAUCUACCCGACCAACCAGGCCGUGAUCGCGCUGACGUUUUCCAACUACGUCCUGCAGCCCCUGUUCCCCACCUGCUUCCCGCCGGAGAACGGGCUGCGCCUGCUGGCCGCCGUCUGCCUCUUGCUGCUGACGUGGGUGAACUGCUCCAGCGUGAGGUGGGCCACCAGGGUGCAGGACGUGUUCACCGCCGGCAAGCUGCUGGCCCUCGCCCUCAUCAUCGUCAUGGGCCUGGUGCAGAUCUGCAAGGGAGAGUACUACUGGUUGGAGCCAGCCAACGCCUUCGAGCCUUUCCAGGAGUACGACGUGGGUUUGAUAGCGUUAGCCUUCCUACAAGGCUCCUUCGCCUACGGAGGGUGGAACUUCCUCAACUACGUCACAGAGGAGCUGGUGGACCCUUACGUGAACCUUCCACGGGCCAUCUUCAUCUCCGUUCCCCUCGUGACCUUCGUGUACGUCUUUGCCAACAUCGCCUACGUCACGGCCAUGAGUCCCCAGGAGCUGCUCGCCUCCAACGCCGUUGCCGUGACGUUUGGCGAGAAGCUGCUGGGAGUCAUGUCGUGGAUCAUGCCCAUCUCUGUGGCCCUCUCCACCUUCGGGGGAGUCAACGGAUCCCUCUUCACGUCCUCGCGGUUGUUCUUCGCUGGAGCCAGAGAGGGCCACCUGCCCAGCCUGCUGGCCAUGAUCCACGUGAAACGCUGCACCCCCAUCCCGGCUCUGCUCUUCACCUGCCUGUCCACCCUGCUCAUGCUGUGCACCAGUGACAUGUACACCCUCAUCAACUACGUGGGCUUCAUCAACUACCUCUUCUACGGAGUCACUGUCGCCGGGCAGAUCGUCCUGCGUAUCAGACAGCCCGACAUGCACCGUCCGAUCAAGAUCAGCCUCAUCUGGCCGGUGAUUUACCUCCUCUUCUGGGCCUUCCUGCUCAUCUUCUCCCUGUACUCGGAGCCCGUGGUGUGCGGCAUCGGCCUGGCCAUCAUGCUGACCGGCGUCCCCGUCUACUUCCUGGGAGUCUACUGGGACAACAAGCCACAGUGCUUCGACGCGCUCGUUAACAAGAUGACGUACCUGGGCCAGAAGUUCUGCGUGGUGGUCUACCCGGCCAUGGGCAACGGCGGCGAGGGCGGAGAGGAAGGAGAGGAGAUGAAGGAGGCCCGGUCCCCUCUGUCCAAGGAGGACGGAGACAACCACAAGUCGGCCGACUGCUGAAAGUCUCCGGCUGCCGCAAAACAAACAAACACACACACACACACACACACAAACAUGCAAACGCACACAACAGUUUGUAGUGUAUUUACUAGUUUUGUUUGGUUGCGUAUCUAUCAGUAACGGAUGUGCCACGUAUAGAUAUUUAGAGUAAUAUGACCUCAGGCUCUUCUGCUCGGGGUCUUUUCAAAAGUGCAACACAGAGCGCCUUAAUAAACCCGACACAUCGACACACACCUUUGUCCCGCUUCUCUCCCCCCCCCCACACACACACACACACACACACUCCCUGCACACUCCUCGUGCACUACUGUUUUAAUGUUGUUGUUUUUUUAUCAAAAGACUCUUGUUCUCCUGUGAUGGCCGCGCACACACACACACACACACACACACACAGUUUCUUUGUGUUGUAAAAGACGUUGCUUUGUCAUCCACUCAACAAAGCUGCAUUUUGAUUGUCAAAGAAGAAAAAAAAAAUCUGAUCGAGACAUUUCAUGUUGAAGUUCAAGUACUGUGUUGUUUUGAAGGUGACUGACUCUUAAAUGUUUGUCUUUUUUUGUAAUUACAGUAAUUGUUUAUAUAAUUUGAAGUAUUUUACUGUUAUUUUACUUUCAAUAUGUCAAUUUUAUUUCUGUUGAUAUUCUUUUUUUCUACUCAACAUCACACACACACACACACCUAGUCCUAUUUUUUUACUCUUGCUGCGUACACCUGAAAGCUGAUGUGUGAUCCAUGCUUUGCAUCGGUGAAUGUUGCACACUUCUAAUUGAUUGCCUUAAUUUAGAAGACAACCAGUAUUUGGGUGCCCCUGCACCUCCGUUUUGAGAUUCUUCACUUUUUAUGGAAGUAACAAAAACAACAACAACAACAAAGUGGAUUAUUUUACACUACACUGACAAUCAAGUCCAGCAGGUUAAAUAGAAUGAAUAAGCAGGACAUGAGAGUGUUACCGGGCAGAUCCCAACACUGACACGUGUGAAUGCCUGCGUGAUAUUUUUAUUUUUCAUUUUUUAAAGAGGCAUUGAUUGUCUUACAUGUUUUAUGGAAUAAGUAUUUUUGUAGCGUACCAUCUAGGUAGUGUUUAAAUGUUUUUUGUUCUUAAUUUAGGUUGUGAAAAUUAAAGCUUUACAUUAAAGAAAAAGCCUUUUUUAUUCUUAUAAUUGACUAGAAGAGAUUUUAGUACAAUACUAGAACACCCCUGAGUGAACCAUUCUGUGUGUGUCUGGCAGUAGUUACGCAUCUACACCUAUGUUGUUGCGUUUUUUUGUAUAGUAACAACACUCCUGCACACAUAACACACGUAAACUCUUGUGUCUUUGGCCUUUCUGUAAUCUGUUAGUGUCUCAGGGCAUCCCCACUUCUCUCUGUUUACACACAGCACACUGCCUAGAACCUCCAGAUCACCAAAACUCAACAGAUCUGAAAAAACGUCUGUACUGGUGCUUCUAGAUAUUUAUUUCCCGGGGAGUCCCAGAAAGAGACGACGACAAGUGAACCUUUUAAAACUAUCAAGUAUUGUCAAAGUUGGGCCAGUAAUGUGUUGAACUGUAAAGGGGAACAGGGUGUCUUGGAUGUCUUUACAAGUACAAUUGAUUGUGUUUUGUGGCUGUACGUAUAUUGUGUAUUGAUGCAGAUGUCUGUAUAUUGUCUCUUCGUAAAUAAAAACCACUAAGGUUUGAAUUUU